UGAUCUCAGUCCUUGUAUACUAUAAAUAUUAUGUAGUGCUCAGGAAAAAAUAAAAAAUUAUAUUCACUACAAAAAACAAGAACGGCAAUGACAAAGUAGAUUAUCUUGUUAUACAAUUUAGUUCUGAUAUAGCCCACUUUCAUCGUAUAGCUAUAGCAUAUUUUUUCGUCGGUCCAGGACACUCCUUUUGCGACUAUCAUGUUGCCUAUUGCUAG
Molecule: messenger RNA, 215 nt
Organism: Amoebophrya sp. A25
Lineage: Eukaryota; Dinophyceae; Syndiniales; Amoebophryaceae
Source: the annotation of a GenBank genome assembly